CAUUUCAUAUUUCGGGUUGGUUCACUUCAAUUUUUUCUAAAACAACGCGACGACGAAGAGACGCCGCUGCUUGAAAAUAAUUGCCCUAAAACAAACGACCUACGCAUUUCACUGUCAUUGCACCGACGGCACAGUCCGAUGGCGGCUAUUUCAUGUCACCUCUCCUCCGUCUCCUCGCCGGACUCAGUUUCUCUCUCUUCAGCCUCGUCACUCUCUCGCUACGUCCAUACCCUUCGACGAUUUCCCGGCGUCGGUUUCUCGUCUCCGGCAAUCUGUCGACGAAUCUCCUGCCAGACGGUCUCUUCUGCUCCUUCAUCCUCUGUCGAUGGAAAAGCGAAGGCAGGUCCCAAGGAUUUUUUGCACAUUGAUGAUUUUGACAAGGACACUAUCCUAAGUAUCUUGGAUCGAGCCAAGGAGGUCAAAGCACAGAUAAAAUCAGGAGACAGGACAUAUCUCCCAUUCAAAGGGAAAACAAUGGCAAUGAUAUUUGCCAAACCAUCCAUGAGGACACGAGUUUCAUUCGAGACCGGGUUUCACUUGCUUGGUGGCCAUGCCAUAUACCUAGGUCCUGAUGAUAUCCAGAUGGGUAAGAGGGAGGAAACUCAUGAUGUUGCUCGUGUCCUGUCUCGCUAUAAUGAUAUUAUUAUGGCUCGAGUUUUUGCUCAUCAGGACAUUCUAGAUCUUGCUAAAUAUUCAAGCGUCCCAGUGAUCAAUGGUUUGACAGAUUUCAACCAUCCUUGUCAAAUAAUGGCUGAUGCGCUCACGAUAAUUGAACAUGUUGGUCAACUGGAAGGAGCGAAGGUUGUUUAUGUUGGAGAUGGAAACAAUAUUGUUCACUCCUGGCUGUAUUUGGCAUCAGUUGUUCCUUUCCAUUUUGUGUGUGCUUGCCCUAAAGGUUACGAGCCGGAUGCAAGGACAGUUAAGAGAGCACUAAAGGCUGGAGUUAGCAAAAUUGAGAUAACUAACGAUCCAAAAGAAGCUGUUAAAGGAGCCGAUGUUGUGUAUUCAGAUGUUUGGGCCAGCAUGGGGCAAAAGGAAGAGGCUGAAUAUCGCCGUCAAGUGUUUCAAGGUUUCCAGGUGAAUGAAGAGCUAAUGGAAUUAGCAGGUCCAAAAGCUUAUUUUAUGCAUUGUUUACCAGCUGAAAGAGGCGUGGAGGUUACUAAUGGGGUCAUUGAAGCCCCAAACUCUAUUGUCUUCCCCCAAGCUGAGAACCGGAUGCACGCACAAAAUGCAAUCAUGCUUCACGUCCUUGGGUUAUAAUUGUUAGUGGCUUUAUUUAUUAUUAGUGGUUUCUUUUGCAUUUUCGUUUCAUUUUGGCGUUGAACCAUUGCAGAACUGUUCGUGUUGCUAUGAACUUGGAUGAAACCCCAUAAUUGAGCUAUUAAUUUGUAAAGCUGUUCAACUUAUAUAUUAUCAUUUGAAAAUUGUAUACAAGUAAACGAAAUUUAAGAUUAUA
Messenger RNA from Olea europaea var. sylvestris, 1456 nucleotides. RefSeq names its product ornithine carbamoyltransferase, chloroplastic-like. The transcript is spliced from 5 exons. NCBI's taxonomy places the organism in Eukaryota, Viridiplantae, Streptophyta, Magnoliopsida, Lamiales, Oleaceae. Gene Ontology annotation, cellular component: intracellular membrane-bounded organelle. Gene Ontology annotation, molecular function: amino acid binding; ornithine carbamoyltransferase activity. Gene Ontology annotation, biological process: L-citrulline biosynthetic process. Bases 139 to 1260 code for a protein of 373 amino acids. The record is from RefSeq and is a predicted model, not a curated record.